This is a messenger RNA of Erythranthe guttata (spotted monkey flower), 1616 nucleotides long. RefSeq names its product Transducin/WD40 repeat-like superfamily protein (gene FAS2). NCBI's taxonomy places the organism in Eukaryota, Viridiplantae, Streptophyta, Magnoliopsida, Lamiales, Phrymaceae. Gene Ontology annotation, cellular component: CAF-1 complex; nucleus. The record is from RefSeq and is a predicted model, not a curated record. Gene Ontology annotation, biological process: nucleosome assembly; DNA replication-dependent chromatin assembly. Gene Ontology annotation, molecular function: protein binding.
AAACCCUUGUUCCGUUUUGUUUUUUGGGUAUUGAAUCACCGCCACCGUCACCGUCACCGUGAAAUUGCAGCAGAAGGGGAAUAAUAGAAAUGAAAGGCGGAACGAUUCAGAUUAAUUGGCACGACACAAAGCCCGUACUCGCCUGUGAUUUCCAUCCGAUCUCCGCUCUCCUCGCAACUGCCGGCGCCGACUUCGAUAUUAAGCUGUGGGCAACAGUUUCCGGGAUAGAUCAAAAGAAGGCACCUGGAGUUACUUAUCAUAGCAAUCUUUCUUACCAUAGUUCCGCUGUAAAUACACUUCGCUUUUCUCCUUCGGGAGAGCAGCUUGCCUCUGGUGCUGAUGGUGGCGAGCUGAUUUUGUGGAAAUCACAUACUACUGAUGCCGGUGAAGUAUGGAAAUUCCUCAAGUCAUUGGUAUUUCAUCGCAAGGAUGUACUAGAUCUUCAGUGGUCUAGUGACGGGGCAUAUAUCAUUUCUGGUUCAGUUGAUAACUUAUGCAUCAUAUGGGAUGCUAACAAAUGUUCCGUACACCAAAUUCUGGACGGACAUUUUCAUUACGUUCAAGGUGUAGCAUGGGACCCGUUGGAGAAAUAUGCUGCAUCAUUCAGUUCAGACAGAACUUGUCGCAUUUAUAUUAACAAGCAUACUAAGACGAAAGGUGUUGAGAAGACGAACUAUGUUUGUCAACAUGUCGUCUCGAAGGCUGAAUCACAGAUGACCGAUGAAUCCAAGUCAAUUAGAAGCCAUCUUUUCCACGACGAGACGCUGCCAUCUUUCUUUCGAAGAUUAGCCUGGUCACCUGAUGGAUCUUUUCUACUUGUUCCUGCAGGUUCUCACAAAAGUACGCCUACUUCUGAACCUGUCAACACCGCUUAUAUUUUCUCAAGAAAAGAUCUUUCUAGGCCUGCUCUUAUGCUUCCUGGUGCCAGCAAACCAAUUGUAGCAGUACGCUUUUGCCCCCAAAGAUUUCAUUUGUUGGGAACAAACGAAUCUUCAUUUUUCAAGCUACCAUAUCGCCUUAUAUUUGCGGUGGCCACUUUGAACUCCUUAUACAUCUAUGACACGGAGAGCGUUCAACCUAUAGUAAUUGCAGCUGGAGUUCAUUAUGCAGCCAUAACAGACAUUGCAUGGUCACCUGCUGGUAAUUAUUUGGCUUUAUCCUCUCAAGACGGUUACUGCACACUCCUUGAAUUCGAUAAUCAAGAACUCGGUUUGCCUAUACCAGAAGAAAAGAAAGUCGUUAGUGAUGCAAAUAAGAGCCCUGUUCUUCCAGACGUUGUUGAAGAGAAUAAAACUAUCGACAAGAAUAAUAAAACUGCAAAUGUAGAUAGUGGAAAAGAAAGAGUCGAAAAUUCCGAAAAGGAGAAGGGUGAGAAUAACAAGGAUGGUGAAGAAGCUUCUUCACCAAGUACAAGAGAACCUCCGAGUAAGCCCGCUAAGAGGCGCAUUACCCCCAUGGCUAUUGAUUAAAUUUACUAUCUCCUCUUCUAUGUAAGUUACGCAUUGUUUCGUAUUACCACCUUUUUGUUUGGGAUUUUUCUGUUUAGAUCUUUCGACUUUUUCCAGAAAUUGUACCGAAUCAUCCGUUACAAAUUUAUGAUAAUGCUUUUACCUCCA